AUGGUAGAGGAAACUAACGCUCAACCCGUAGUUAACGAACCCAAGCCUGGAAAUGACGGUGGUGCGGCGGCACCUAAGGCGGCACCAGAGAAGUCGUCAGAGCCCAAGGCACCUUCAAACAAGGAACUCAAAGAGAUGAAGAAACGAGAGAAGGCAGCGAAAAGGGCAGCUCAGAAAGCGGCCAUUGGCAUAACUCCAGAGCAACAACAACAACUAGCACAGCAGAAGAUGGACAAGAAGAAACAGCAGACUGCCACCACCACAAACAUAAAGAAACAAUUGGAUCAAACGGUGAUACGUAACUCGGGGAAGCAGAAAAUACCGGCACUUUUCAGCCAUUUAGAGACUCGAGAGCAGCGAAAUGCUUCUUCUCCCGCUAUUUCUCAUAUUGUGCAUCCGGCUAUUUUGGCGCUCACUCUCAAGUAUUCAACUUACAGAAUUGUAGGUCUGACCUUGCGUUUACGUCGGAUGAUGGAGGUUUUCAAAACUGUGAUAACAGACUAUCAAACUCCCGAAAAUACUACGUUGACACGACACUUGACGGGACAUCUCUCACACCAGAUCGAGUAUCUCAAAACCGCUCGUCCAUUGUCGAUUUCCAUGGGUAAUGCCAUCAGGUGGUUGAAGCAGGAGAUCUCACAUAUAUCAAUCGACACCACCGAAGACCAAGCCAAAGUUCAACUUUGUGAUCGCAUUGACGAAUUUAUCAGAGACAAGAUCGAUUUUAGUGACAAACUCAUUGUUCAAAAUGCUGCUAAACAUAUCACGAAUGGUAGCACUAUCCUCACUUUCGGACAUUCUCAUGUAUUAGAAGAGUUGUUCAAGUAUUGCGCUAUAGAGGAGAACAAGAACUUUAAGUUAGUGGUGGUCGACUCUCGACCUCUCUUUGAGGGUAAGAAAUUGGUUUCACGCUUAAUUGAGUGCCAUGCUAAAGAAGACCAAAGUCUUCCCAUAACCAAGACCCAUAUCAAGAUUCAAUACGUACUCAUCAACUCACUUUCCUCGAUGGUGCUUGAAGAUGUCGACUGUGUGUUUUUGGGUGCACAUGCUAUGCUUUCCAACGGAAGACUUUACUCUAGAGUUGGUCUGGGAUUGAUCGCUAUGAUGAGCCAUUCCAGAAAUAUUCCUGUUUUGACCUGUUGCGAGUCUAUCAAAUUUUCUGACAAAGUUCAGCUAGACUCAGUAACAACAAAUGAGCUAGCAGACCGUCAAGACUUAAUGCACGGUGAUGCUAAGAAGCCUCCGCUCAAAAAGUCGUUUGCAUUGGAACAAUUCAUCAAACAGCAAGAUGCGAUCGCCGCCGAAGAAAAAGAGAAGAAGAAGGGUAAAGGUAACCAAAAGAGCGACAAGAAAGAAAAUGAUUCCGAUUUGACCGACGCCGACCCGUUGUCCAACUGGGAGAAGAUGGAACAUUUGGACAUACUCAACAUUAUGUAUGAUCUCACUCCUCCAGAGUAUAUCAAGAAGGUUGUGACUGAACUUGGUGCUUUGCCUCCAUCUUCCGUGCCAGUUAUUUUGCGGGAGUACAAGAAUACAUAG
Meyerozyma guilliermondii ATCC 6260 is the source of this 1539-nucleotide messenger RNA. It is a transcript of the gene GCD2, whose product is annotated as translation initiation factor eIF2B subunit delta. The record is from RefSeq and is a predicted model, not a curated record. Bases 1 to 1539 code for a protein of 512 amino acids. Lineage: Eukaryota; Fungi; Ascomycota; Pichiomycetes; Serinales; Debaryomycetaceae. The transcript has a single exon.